AUGGAGUCAUUCCCUGUGGGGCAUUUGCGUUUUUGCUUGCCGCUACUUCGAGCUGGGGCCUAUUUUUUUACAGCUCUCCACCGGACUCGAUCCCGGGCAGCUGCAUCCCACAUUUUUAAUACUACUGUUCCCGGGUCUGAUUCAACUCUGACCAUUAACCAUUAUAUCUAUCUAUCUAUCUAUCUAUCUAUCUAUCUAUCUAUCUACUUUUCAUUAACCAUUAUAUCUAUCUAUCUAUCUAUCUACCGACUUUUCACAGAUAUGAAAUCUAAGUCUGUUCAUAGCUAUCUAUCUCAGUCUUUUUAUCUCUAUCUCAAUCUGUUCAUAUCUAUCUAUCUAUCUAUCUAUCUAUCUAUCUAUCUAUCUAUCUAUCUAUCUAUCUAUCUCAGCCUCUUCAUAUCUAUCUAUCUAUCUAUCUAUCUAUCUAUCUAUCUAUCUAUCUAUCUCAGCCUCUUCAUAUCUAUCUAUCUAUCUAUCUAUCUAUCUAUCUAUCUAUCUAUCUAUCUAUCUAUCUAUCUAUCUCAGCCUCUUGGAAUACGGUUUAGUCCACUCCUCCUUGAUACACCAUCUUGCCUUUUCUCUUCUCUUUCUCUUUUGAUCGCGAAAAAACAAUUCUAUCUUUGGUCACAUCUGUCCAGAGAAUGGUCUUCCAGAAGGGCCCUGUGUUGUUUGACAAAGGCUUUACAGGCAACCUUUAUUUGUCAACACUGGCGAAAAGCCAGUAUAUUAUUCCAGAUGUCUUUGGAUAUCACCUUUCCUCUCGGCAUUGCCGAUCUAACUAGGUACUUUAAUUUACUUUAUCUAUCUAUCUAUCUAUCUAUCUAUCUAUCUAUCUAUCUAUCUAUCUAUCCCAGUCUAUCUAUCUAUUUAUACCAAGACAUUUGUUCUUGCUUUCUUUCUUCUUCAUAUUUCCUUCAUUUAUUUUUCUUUCCUUCUUGCUUCAUGCAACCUUUCUUUUUUCUUUCUUUCUUACUUUUAUUUAAUUUUCUCAUUCUUUAUUUUUGUGCAUUUCUUUCUAUUUUUUCGUUUUCUUUCUUUUCUCUUAUUUUCUUUCUUUCUUUUAUUCAUUUUCCUUUUUUAUUUCUUUUAUUUUCUUUUCCUUUUUUAUUUCUUUUAUUCUCAUUUUCUAUUUCUUUCUUUGGUUCUCUUUUCCUUUUUUGUUUCUUUUAUUCCCUCUCUCUUUUUCUUUCUUUUAUUCUUUCUUUCUUUCUUUCUUUCUUUCUUUCUUUCUUUCUUUCUUUUGUUCUCUCUUCCUCUUUUCUUUCUUUUAUUCCCUCUCUCUUUUCUUUCUUUCUUUCUUUCUUUCUUUCUUUCUUUCUUUCUUUCUUUCUUUCUUUCUUUCUUUUUUUGUUUUCCUCUCUUUUCUUUCUUUUUUUUCUUUCUUUUCUUUCUUUCUUUCUUUUUUCUUUCUUUCUUUCUUUCUUUCUUUUAUUUCACAUUUUCUAUUUCUUUCUUUUUUUCUCUUUCCUUUUUUUUUCUUUUAUUCCUCUCUCUUUUUCUUUCUUUUUUCUUUCUUUUUUUUCUUUCUUUUUCUUUCUUUUUUCUCAUUUCUUUUUUUUUUUUUUUUUUUUUUUCUUUGUUUUCCUCUCUUCCUUUUUUCUUUCUUUUUAUUCUCAUCUUUCUUUUUAUUCUGUUCUUUUUUAUUUCUUUCUUUCUUUAUUUUUCUUUUGUCCUUCUUCCUUUUUUUCUUUCUUUUUAUUCCAUCUCUUUUUCGUUCUUUUAUUCCCUUUCUUUUAUUUUCUUUCUUUCUUUCUUUCUUUUUGCUUUUCUUUCUUUCUUUCUUUCUUUCUUUCUUUCUUUCUUUCUUUCUUUCUUUCUUUCUUUCUUUCUCAUUUUCUAUUUCUUUCUUUUGUUCUCUCUUUCUUUUUUCUCUCUUUUAUCCCCUAUCUCUUUUUCUUUCUUUUAUUCUCUCUUUCUUUCUUUUAUUCUGUCUCUUUCUUUAUUUCUUUCUUUCUUUUUUUCUUUUGUUCUCUCUUCCUUUUUUCUUUCUUUUAUUCCAUCUCUCUUUUUCGUUCUUUUAUUCCCUCUUUCUUUAUGUUAUUCUUUCUUUCUUUCUUUCUUUCUUUCUUUCUUUCUUUCUUUUAUUCUCUCUUCCUCUUUUCUUUCUUUUAUUCUCAUUUUCUAUUUCUUUCUCUUAUUCUCGCUUCCUUUUGUCUUUCUUUUAUUCUUUCUUCCGUUUUUCGUUCUUACUUGUAUUCUGUCUUGCUUUUUUCUUUCUUUCUUUAA
This is a messenger RNA of Acanthosepion pharaonis, 2226 nucleotides long. The record is from the annotation of a GenBank genome assembly. NCBI's taxonomy places the organism in Eukaryota, Metazoa, Mollusca, Cephalopoda, Sepiida, Sepiidae.